Molecule: messenger RNA, 1811 nt
Organism: Oncorhynchus keta (chum salmon)
Lineage: Eukaryota; Metazoa; Chordata; Actinopteri; Salmoniformes; Salmonidae
Product: bile salt-activated lipase-like
Biological process (GO): modulation of chemical synaptic transmission; synaptic vesicle endocytosis; chemical synaptic transmission
Cellular component (GO): postsynaptic specialization membrane; cell surface; synapse
Molecular function (GO): signaling receptor activity; triacylglycerol lipase activity; neurexin family protein binding
Source: RefSeq, a predicted model, not a curated record
CCAUUAUGAAGACGCUGGGGAUUUUGGUUUCUGCUGCCCUGUUCCUGGGGUCCGCCUCUGCUGCCACUCUUGGAGUGGUGUACACUGAGGGAGGCAUGGUGCAGGGGAAGAACAUCAAUUCUGAUGGACUGUUCCGCACCAUGGACGUCUUCAAAGGAAUCCCCUUUGCUGACAAACCCGGCAAGUUUGAGAAGCCCAAGCGUCACCCCGGAUGGGAUGGUGUUCUCAAGGCCACUAAGUUCAAACCGAGGUGUAUGCAGCUGAACCUGCUCCAGUCAGACACCCGUGGCCAAGAGGACUGCCUCUACCUGAACAUAUGGGUCCCUCAGGGCAGCAGCGUCUCCACUGGUCUGCCAGUAAUGGUGUGGCUCUAUGGAGGUGGUUUCCAGGUUGGUGGCUCUAUGGGCGCUAACUUCCUGGAUAACUAUCUGUAUGACGGGGAGGAGAUUGCCAACAGAGGCAAUGUAAUCGUGGUGACCCUGGGUUACCGUGUGGGCACCCUGGGCUUCCUCAGCUCUGGAGAUGCCAGCGGACCUGGUAACUAUGGUUUGUGGGACCAGCACGCUGCCAUUGCUUGGGUAAACAGGAACAUCCGUGCCUUCGGAGGAGACCCCAACAACCUCACCAUCUUCGGGGAGUCUGCCGGCGCUGUUAGCUCCAGCUUCCAGACACUCUCUCCCCAUAACAAAGGGCUGAUCCGCAGGGCAAUCUCCCAGAGUGGUGUUGCUCUCUGCCCCUGGGCUAUCAACAGGAACCCCCGUGCCUUUGCAGAGAACGUUGCUGAGAAGGUGGGCUGCCCCAAGGAUGAUCAGAUGAUGGCCUGCCUGAAACUUGUUGACGCUAAUGUUCUCACUCUGGCCGGUACCAUGGCCCUGGGUGGUUCUCCCUCCACCCCCAUGGCAGACAACCUGGUCCUCUCCCCUGUGAUCGAUGGGGACUUCCUGCCUGAUCACCCAGGCAACCUGUUCCACAACGCCGCUGACAUUGAUUACCUCGCCGGGGUCAACAGCAUGGAUGCCCACCUCUUCGCUGGCCAGGACAUCCCCAAUAUCAACAAUCCAAGCGCAAACGUCCCCGUGUCAGACGUGAUCCUGCUCUUGAGUUCUUUGACUAAAGGAGAGGCCGCUACAAACAACGCUUUCGCAGAGUACACGGCUGACUGGGGAGAUGAGCCUAGCCAGAAGACAAUCAAGAAGACCGUUGUUAUGAUCGAAACUGACUACAUCUUCCUGGUUCCUACCCAGGUUGCUCUCUACCUCUCCUUGCCCUACCCCAGAUCUGCACGCACCUACUCCUACCUCUUUUCGGAGCCCAGCCGCAUGGCCGGGAUAGUCCAACCUUACCCCAGCUGGAUGGAGGCUGACCAUGCUGAUGACCUGCAGUAUGUGUUCGGCAAGCCCUUCACAACGCCCCUGGCAUACUGGCCCAGCCACCGUGACGUCUCCAGAUACUUGAUUGCCUACUGGACCAACUUCGCCAGGACUGGAGACCCCAACAACGGGGAGUCGAAGGUGCCUGUGACCUGGCCUGCAUACACCACCUCUGGGCAAAAGUACCUGGAGAUCAAUGCCCACAUGAACAAGAACUACGUCCAUGAGAAGAUGAGGGUGCGCUUUGUGAACUGGUGGUCUAACAUUUUUCCCAGCCUGCCCUCUGUCUGAGAAAGCUCUCCCUGAGCACAGGCUCCCUGAUGCAUCAUUCACAGCUAUACAAAUUGUUCUUGUUAUGUCACAAAUGCAAGUAUUACCAGAUGCAUUUCUGAUUGUAUUUUUUUUUAUUGACAAAUUAAAUUAAUGCAAUUAAGAAGUCUA